Fusarium falciforme is the source of this 2196-nucleotide messenger RNA. RefSeq lists its product as hypothetical. Bases 1 to 2196 code for a protein of 731 amino acids. The transcript has 6 exons. Gene Ontology annotation, molecular function: hydrolase activity. NCBI's taxonomy places the organism in Eukaryota, Fungi, Ascomycota, Sordariomycetes, Hypocreales, Nectriaceae. The record is from RefSeq and is a predicted model, not a curated record.
AUGACCACCGAAGCUGAAGUUCGUCCAUUGGACGAUGUGCAACCUCACGCCGAUACCAACACAGACGCGCCAGCCCAUGACCGCCAAAAUACUCCGGAGAAAGAACCAUUGAAGAGAAGGGCAUCAAACGACGAGGAGGAAGGCUCCGCCAAGCGCAUCAGGCGUGAUGAUCAUUUCCGUGAAGCAACCGACGAAAGACCAAGAAGAGGAUCAUCGCAAAGUCGACGAGAGUCCCACGGCAGCUCUGCGGCCAUCGAUGCUGAUCGCCGUAGGUUGGCGACACAGGAGGAAAAGAAGCGCGGAAAGCGACUGUUUGGGGGACUCCUGAGCACCCUGAGUCAGACGACGGGCAGUUCGCAACAGAAGCGUCGCCUAGAGAUUGAACGACGGCAACAGGAGAGGCUCCAGAAACAGAAGCUCGAAGAUGACAGGGCGCGCGACGAGAAUAGGGCACGGCUCACCGGGAUUCGGAUGGCUGAGCAGAUUGUUUUCGACGAGCAGGUGAUGCGGAACAAACACUCCAAGAUGCUGGCGACGGCCCGGUACUUGCGGACAACGGCACAUCCGCGAAUAUAUUAUCUACCUUGGAGGCUUACAGAAGAGCAAGAAAACGAGAUAGACAACCAAGUCGGGCAAGCCAAGGCGACAAUAGCGCGGCAACUGGAAGCCUUCGCGGCCAGGAAAGAGCGACAUGCAAAGGACAGCGGUCGAGACAGGCGAUCGUCUUCUCCAGUCACAGCACCUGUUCCAGCACCCGCGAGCGAGGCUUCAGUCGACAAGGCGAGGAUUCUCUUUGACCUCUCAUUGGUGAUCUCGGCGGCUCGCUCCCUCACUCAUGACCGUGCUUUCGCCAUGUGCUUAGCCAUGACCAUGCAAGCAAGCGGGAACUACAAUGCACGUUUCAGCGAGCGACAUCUCACCGACGUGACACGGCCAGCAAAGUCGACGCCGGGUCCGGGCCUGACGUCGCUAUCGGGAAGUUUUGUCCGGCCGUGCCUCGGCACCUUGGACACCACCCCACCCUACAGGUUUUGGAGUCUCGCGAAGUCCGAGGAACAUUGGGGACUUUGCGAGCUUGGAUUUUUUUCUUUGAACGGCCCUUUUGCGCUCACCAACCCACACAACUACACACCUCGCAAUCUCGCAAACACACAGCCAACAGAAUAUCCAGCCAUGGCGCCUGAUAAACUCGCGCCAAAUGACCCUCGAGUCAAGGCCGAAACGGCAGAGAUCCGAGGCAAGACUUACAAGUACAUCGUCGGAGAGCCUGAGAACACCCCCGUGGCAACCCUGGUUCUCGUCCACGGCUUCCCAGACCUUGGCUUCGGAUGGCGUUACCAGGUUCCUUACUUUAUGUCCCUGGGCUUCCGAGUUGUUGUCCCUGAUAUGCUGGGUUAUGGCGGAACCGAUGCGCCUGAGUCUCUGAAGGAAUACACCUACAAGAAUCUGGCGGCGGACAUCAAGGAGCUGGCUCAGAAGAUAGUUGGAGAUGGACAAAUCAUCCUCGGCGGCCACGACUGGGGCGGUGCGCUCGUCUGGAGGAUCGCCAUGUGGCAUCCCGAGCUGAUCAAGGGCGUCUUCAGCGUCUGCACGCCUUACCACCCGCCAUCUGAGACUUUCAUCCCGCUCGACAAGAUCAUUGCCAGCGGCCACCUACUCAACUUUACCUACCAGCUCCAGUUUGCCGGCCCUGACGUCCAGGACCGCAUCCAAGGAAAGGACAAGGUGCGCCAGUUCCUAAACGCCCUGUACGGCGGCCGCGGGCCAAACGGAGAGUGGGGCUUCAGCACCAAGGAGGGCAUCCUGUUUGACAACCUCCCCCUCCUUGAGCGGUCGAGGCUACUGUCGGAGGAGGAACAUGAGUACUACACGGAGCAGUACGCGGCACGGGGGAGCCCUGAGAUGCGCGGCCCGCUGAACUGGUACCGGAUGCGGGAGCUCAACCAUGGGGACGAGGUUGAGAUUGCCAAGGCGGGACACAAGUUUGCGAUGCCGGCGCUGUUCAUCACGGCGACGGAGGAUUCGGCACUGCCGCCGGCCAUGUCCCUGGGCAUGGACAAAAACUUCGACAACCUGACCCGAGGAGAGGUGAAGGCGUCUCACUGGGCGCUGUGGCAGGCAGCUGAGGAUGUCAAUGGGCAGAUUGCCAAGUGGGCAGAUGGGGUGUUGAAUGGGGCAUUGAAGGCAUCUCUGUGA